AACAUAUUUGCAGCAAAAAUAAAAGUUUUUCUUGAGUUUUUAUUUCUUCGCGGUUAAUUUUUGUGGUUUUUAUAAAAACGUAUUGUUUAUUAAUUUCGUGUAUUGAUUGUUCCCGAAAAAUGUCAACUUUUUUAAGUUUGAUCAAUAAUUUAUGUGCAGAAUUGCGUUCGGAAAAAGUUACGACCCGUAAUAAAGCAGCCGAGCAGUUGGAUGAUCAUCUCAGUUCCUCGAAAAAUGAACUUUUUGCGCAGCUAGAUAAGCGCAAUGAUAUGGAUGUUUCAUGGACUACCAUCUUUAAUAGUGCUAUAGAUGCCACCAUAAAACAUGCCAUUAAGGUGGAUGAAGCAAAAAAUUCGAAAAGUUAUCAGACAAUGUGUAAUAAGAACUAUGUUUUUGCGGCCAUUGUCCAGAAAUUGAUCAAUUAUAAUUUGGAAGAUCCUGAACAUUUGUUUUCCAAAUCUACACUAUUUAAUGCUCUCCAGGAGGGUUUCAAAUCUCGUCCGGCACUUGAGUAUUUUAGUGAUACAUUUUUGAAAAUUUUAAAUGAAGCUCUUUUUAAGUCGCCGGUAUAUGUGCGUGAUAUAAAACUGAAUGAAUUUAGUAUUAUUUUAUCCUAUUUGUUUGAAAACAAUUUGGAAAGCAAUAAUCUUUUUCUAUUCGCGUCUUUAAAAUCUAUUAAUAAAACGAUUGAACUUUCUCAUGAAUAUGUACAAAUGAGUGCUGAUGUCAUUGCCUAUUUUCCGGAGGUUAAAGAUUUUGCUCGCAAAGCUAUUAAGGAUUCACAAAAGGCCGAUAUUAUAAAGUUGUAUUAUUUAAUGGUUUCUCAGCAUUCCGUUGAUUAUCACAAUGUCAUCUGCAAUGGUCUUCAAGAGUUAUUGCCCAUUAUAAUAGGGUUUUAUCAAAUUGACAUGAAAGCUGAAUCAAAGGAACUUCUUUUUCAAUCUGUACUAAUAUCACUACAAACUCUGUAUCCCUAUAUAAAACAAGGCAAUACCAAUACCAUCAACAUAGUACUCUGUGAUACUUUGCCAAAAACUUUAAGAAAAAUAAGAACUAUGGUGGAUAUGGAAAUCAAAGAAAGAAGUAAAAGUUUUUAUCAACAAAGUCGUUUCCAACAAAACGAUAGAUAUCUAAAGAUUUUUAUUAAAAUGUCGGCUUUAAUAAUAUAUUUGAUCAAUUGGCAUUUUGAAAACAAUUCAAAGCCUCAAAAUGAAGAAGAAGAAGAAACCAUGGCUUCAAGAUCUAAAAUAUCCAAACUGGAAGACCAAUUGGAAGUUUUAUUAAAUUUAGUGCAAAAUUCUAAAGGGGAAUUUAAUGAGAUUUGGUUAUCGAUUUUAGCAGAAUUGGUCAGAGAAAUCCCAGACGUUAUAAAUAUAACCAAUUAUCAGCCUUUAUUAUGUUUAAAUCUUAAUAUUUUAAAAAAUUAUAAAAAUAACAAAAAUCUUAAAAGUAUACGUUUAUGUUUAACCGAACUUUUAAGUAAAGAGAAGCAGUUUGUUGCUAUAAAAUCUAUACCGCACAACUAUGGUCAAGAGGAAUGGAUUAAAAUAGUUAAAAUCCUAAUAACCGAUACCUCCUCUGACAAUGAAAUUAUAACUGAAAAACAAUUAACAUUGCAGCAGCUCAUUAAACAUCAUAAACUAACGGCGGAGGAUUGUACUCAAUUAGUUAAUUCCUUUAUGACAAAUGCAGCCUUAAAACGUACUGAAUGUGUGUUAACUAUACAAGAUAUUCUUAAACAGGCCGAUGUUAUGGGUUUGGAUAAAACCUCGCCUCUUAUAGGGCAAACCAUACAAUGGUUGUACGGUGAAAGAGACAAAAAUGAAGCUAAAACCAUUUUGUUAAAUAUAGAGCCCGUUAAGCCUGCAUUGAUAGCAGAAACUUGCGCCAUAGCAGUUAUAAAUUUUCUAGAUGAAACAACAUUGAAAACCUCUACCUCAACAGUAACACCAAAGGAAAAAAGUCCUACUUUAGAAAUGUUGCAAUUUAAAUAUAAUCGUAAAUUUCUAUGCCUCGAAAGACAUGGCAAACUUGUUAAAAGUAUACAACAAAAACAAAAUAUCUGCAAAACCAAUGAACAGAAAAAUUGUUUAUUUCAAGCCAACUAUGAACUGCUAAUGAGAACUUUAAAUUUUGAAACUUCCAAAGGCACCACUUGCAAAGAUAUUAUUUUAGAUCUACAGUCGUUAUUGAAAAUUUCCUUACUCAUGGAGUCUUUAUUAAGGUUUGAGGUUUUUGACGAUUCUACGUCUUCUUUUAUGCAAUGUCCUUUGAUAAAACGUAUUGGUUUCUUUUUGAGUCAUUUAGAGUUACAAUUUAAAAACAAUUUACCCAAAAAUAUGGAGCGUUCCAUCUUGUGUGAAGUUUUAAAUAUUUUAGAUAAUGUCAUUGUUUGUUUUACCAGCAAUGAGUGUCUUCUGCAGUAUUUGGAGAAACAACCCAUUGAGGAAAUGGUACAAUUUUUGGGAGCUACUUUAAAAUUGAGUGCUAAAAAACAAACUCAACAAAGAGAAUUUGAUGACUGGACCAUUGUUACCGAAACUUGUUUAAGACUCUUAGCUACAUUAUGUGCUAGUACCUCACAUUGGAAUGAAGCAUUCGAACAUAUUACAUCAUUUUGUUUUAAUAUUAAAAUACAUAAAAUAAUUAUACUUAGACUAACUAAGAUCUUUUGUUUACAAAAAUCUCACUACAAAGAAAUUGGUCAUUGGUUUGUGGAACAUUUGAAAACUAUAUUUAAGCUAUAUCAUACAAAUAUCGAAAUAAUGAAUGAUAUAGUUGAAAUGUUGCCAGCUAUUUUCGUUUAUAUCCAACAAUAUGAUGACUGUCUCGAUAACAUGCUGGUGGCCAUGUUUGGUUUAUUCAAAAUCUCUUUUCGUAAAUCAUAUUCUGUUCAAUUGACUACAAAAAUCAUUAAUAGUGUUUGUUAUAUUGUUCGUGAUUGUCGUGAUAUUUAUAUACAGGAUAAUUUUCGUAAUAUAUGUUUAUCUGUUGUUAAGUUUUUACCCUUUACCUCGUUGGAAGUACAAUAUGCCGCCAUUAAUACGCUAACUUCUUUAAUGGAUAUUAAUUGGUUGAAAAAUUCUAAAUGUGAUAUAGAAAUUUAUUAUGAUUUUUGUGAAAAUAUUUAUGAAACAAUAGAAUGGAAAAAACUACAAGUGCCCGCAGCACAAGCUGAAGGUCCUGAUCAAUUACAAAAUAGUAUUGCCUUAAAUGUACAAUUACUGGUGUCACUAUUGGCAUUUAGUUGUUAUCAUAGAGAGAAUGCUUUACAGGAAUUGUCAUUUGUAUGUGCUCUGUACAAGUUAACAGAGGCUGAUCUUAAUGAAUUCCAUGGCAUUGCCACUUUUUAUAAUACCUCUUUGAGGGAUGUGAUAAAACCCUGUAUUUCAAGCGCCAUACAUACAUGGAUUUCAAAAUCCUAUCCGAUUUUGAAAUUUCCUUUUUAUCUGUGCUAUAAAAGCAAACACGACUUUGUAGCAGACAAUUUAGAAGAAAUUAUUACUUGUUUGUUGAUAUAUGGCAAAUCUGCAGAUUUAACAAAACUCAAGGACUAUGGAUCCCAAGCAGAUCUUUUGAAGAUUGCUAUACCCAUUUUACGUGCAUUUAUCUUAAGCUCUCAAUGCCCAGCCAAUACCAAUUCCGAAUUUAAAAAUAAUAUUAAAAAUGUAUUAAGUUUUGAUUUGCAAAAAAUUAAAAAUGAAGCAAAUACAUGGAAAAUAAUGUUCACCCUAGUCGAUAUUUUAAAAGAUGAUAAACAUUCACGUAGUAUGGCAGGAUUUCCUAUAUUUUUUCAAACAACUAAAUGGUAUAAUAUUGAUUAUAAGUGCCUGCAAUCGGUGUUAAAUUUGUAUAUAAACAACAGCACCAAUGAACCAAAACCUGAUAUUCUUAAGUAUUUCAUUUCGAAAUACCCCCUACGUUUGGUAAAAACUUUUGGAGCUUUAAAGAAAAGCUGUAGUGAAUGUAUUUUUCCCAUUGAUUCUUUAAAACAAUUUUACAAGUUUUAUAGCUUAGCAGACAUGGUCUUGGACACUUUGCAGCACGCCUCCAUAGCAGUAAAUCUUGCAAAUUAUUUUACUCGUGAUAUAAUAUACUAUUGCCUACAUUGUAUGGAAACGGCUGCCUUAAAAGAUCUCCAGAUAUUAGCAUUUAAAGCCUUGGAAAAGUUUCUAGACAAAGUGAAACAUUUCAAGGAUAUUGAGCAGUUAAUGGAUAAACAUUUAACUGCUAUAAGCAAAACUAUAGUACAAUUAUAUAAAAAUACCUCUUGUUUAGAGACUAAAGAGAAAGCUGCUGAAGUUUGUGAGCAUUUAAUACAAAAUUAUAAAAACUCCAUAAAAGAUAAGGAAAUUUUAAAAAAUGAGUUUUCCGUGGACGAAAAAUUUGCUAAUAUAAUUGCUAUUUUGGAAACAUUGCCAGAUAUAGGUGAAAAUUCGAAUGAUUGGCAGAAUUUCUUUAAAAUAUUUUUGGAAAAUAAAAAUUAUACAGUGGAUAAUUUGAAAAUGUUGCAGCAACAGAUUUCAAAAUCUAAACGUCUUCUAGCCAAUGACAGUGCUUUACUUUAUCGUUUAAUAAGACAUCUUUUGCAAAUUGUGCGAGAAACUCAAGUUAAUGCAAUUAGUUUAGAGGCUCUUAAGUGUUUGGGUGAAAUAGGUCCUUUAAAUUUAAACCAAAUUUCUUAUUACUUUGAAGCUGACUUUUGUACAGAGGAGCAAACUGAUGAUAUUUUACAAAUCCAGCAUUUUUACAAAGCUAUUUAUUUAAUAUUAGAGAAACUUUUAGAUACAUUCCACUAUACUACCCACUCUUAUGUAGUUGAAGUUGCUCAAUAUUUGGUAAAUUCGAAACAUGGUCAGGAUCUAUUAGAAAACUUUCCCUACUUUUCGGUAUUUCAAUCUGAUCUCAGUCUCAACUAUUUGGAUAACUAUGACAGUAUACCCGCAUUAGAUUGGCUAAGUACUCUCAAAACAACAGAAUCUUAUGAUUAUGAACAAUGGAUUUGUAAAUUUAUUUCUCAAAUCUAUCAACAAUGUAAUUGGUUACAAUUUCAAGAAUUAGCAGCCAAAGAUACAUAUUUUGCAGAACAUUCUUUAAUACCAUUUAUACGAUUAUUGCUGCAGUGUUCGGAACAGCCACAUAUGAAUACGAUUUUAAAUAUGUUGGAAUAUUUCUUUGAAGAAUUUCUACAGCAUCAUACUGCAACAAAUGUUAGUGAAUUGAAAAAAGUCUUCAAAGAUAAACGUGUUAUAAAUAUGAUAUUAAAUAUAUGUGAAUGUAUACGUGUUAAUAAUAAUUGGAACUUACCUUUGAAACUGCUUAACGUGGCCCUGGCCUGUAAUUAUUGCCAAGCUUAUUUCUUAUCAAUUAUCUAUUUAGAAUUAUGGGCUAUAGAGGAACAGGAGCAAAAACCACAGCCAGGCGCAAUUGGUAAAACAAGGGUAGAGAUUAUGUCAAAUCUUCACUUUCAGCAGAUAGCCAGAAAGGCUUAUGAUUCCAUUGGUUGUAAUGAUGCCAUUUCUGGUUUUAUUAAUCCUUUAAAUUCUCGUUUGGAUUAUUUAAAUCUCACCAAUAAUUGGUCUGAUAUACUCAUCGAAUCGAAUGAUAUUGCCACCAAUAGUAAUGCCAACUAUCUUUGCAAUACGAUCUUAAAACGUAAUGGCAUGUUUAAUCUGGUCAAUGGAGAUGUAGAUAAAUCUUCGGUAGAUUAUGAAAUCUGUUGGCGUUUAUGUCGUUGGGAUACCGUAGUCGAGGGUCAUUCCAAAGUUGAUACUUUAAAUGAUAUGAAAUAUGAAUUUGAAAAACAUCAUUUUAAUGCUUUAAAAUGUCUCUAUAAUAAAGAAGAAAAUAAUGCAUUGGCCGCUAUAACAAAGUCUAGACAUUGUGUUUUGAAUAUCUUGAAAGAAAUCAGUGUGGAAUGUUUGCAAAGUGUUUAUAAAUAUAUGACCUGGUUACAAUUGUUGCAGCAAUCUGAAGAUUUUUGUUUGAUUCAAUUUUCAAAAUCCGUGCCUGUGGAACAAAUAUUCGAAAAAUGGCAAUUGGAAGCGAAUGAUUUACUUUAUGGUAACUUUUCUUGUAAAGAACUGAUAUUAUCGCAUCAAAUCUCAUUGUUUCAAACUGCUGGUAUAAGAGCUAACCGGAAAAUUAAUGAGUUUUAUAAGGAAAAUCCCAUUGAGAAAUGUCUGCUAAAAUGUGUACGGGAUUGUAAAGCUGCUGGAGAAAUUAAUUUAGCUAAACGUUAUAUAGCGAUAUUGAAAAAUAUGCCCAUAGAUAAUGUACAGUUAAAGGUCUGUGCUUUAUUAGAAAAUGUUGAUAUUUGUAUGAAAACCGAUAAACCUGAAAUUACCAAAGCUAUUCUUCACCAUAUUUUCAAAAAUAAAGAGUUUCAAUUCUGCCUACAACGUGUCACCGCCAUGCAAAUGAACGGAGAAUAUUUAAUGGAAACUAAUACCGAAACUUUUGAUAUUGUUUUAAAUAAAUAUUUUCUGGGCUCUUUGGAGGCUUUAAAGAAAUUUGAUAGUACCAAAGAGGCGAUAUUACAAAGAUAUCCCAAACUUUUUGAAUUGAGUGAAUUUGCCGAAUUUGAAGAGAAAAGUAAAAAGAGUGCUUAUGAAAUUAUAGCCAAAUAUGCAGAUAGAGAAUAUACACAGUUAAAUACCUAUAUAAAUUCCGAUGAAUUCAACAUGAAACGUCAAAUUAUGGAACUCAAUCGUCAAACGGCCAGUACGGUGGGUAGACAGGUGCGAGAUCGUGACAAGCAAAUAAGUGCCAAUUUUAUGAAGAGAACUUCUAAUAUCGAUGAACAAGAAAUACAAUUAAUGGAACAAAAACUAACCACUUAUUUAUGUGUAGCGGUGGAGAAUUAUAUUAAAUACACCUGUCUUGAUGCAGCCAUAACAAGUCCAGUUAUUUAUCGCAUUAUAGGUUUAUGGUUUGCCAAUAAACAAAACGAAACUUUACGUACAAAAAUCCAGGAAAAUAUUUCCUCUGUACCCAGUUAUAAAUUCAUUUGUGCUUUAAAUCAAAUGACUGCACGUUUGAAUUCUAAAAAUUCCGAAUUUAUUACUCUACUCAAGGAUAUUAUGAUACGUUGUGUCCAAGAACAUCCUCAUCAAACUCUAUAUCAAUUAUAUCCCAUUGUUUAUGGUUAUAUUGAUGGUACGGAAAAUAAAACCGAUUAUCGUUCAAAAAUUGCUCAGGAUAUUAUAGCAAAAGCUAAAAAUAAAACAAAUGCAAAUAUAAUUAAACAAUUGGAAAGUGUUAUACCAGCUCUUAUUGAUUUUGCCAAUACGGAAAUAUCUGCCGACAACAAAACCAGUGCUACAACUUUAAGUGAUAAAUUAAGAAAGCAUAAAAACUUAGAUGCCAUUCAUUGUCCCACUAUUGAUUUGCCCGUACGAAAUGAUUUGAAAUAUACGAUUACCAGUAUUAUCAAAUGGGAUCAUCAGGUUUCUUUAGUGGGUGGUAUAAAUGCUCCUAAAAAAUUACUAUGCCUUUGUGCGGAUGGCCGAACAAGACCUCAAUUGUUAAAAGGCAAAGAUGAUUUGCGUCAAGAUGCUGUUAUGCAACAAGUAUUUUGCAUGAUUAAUAAUCUUUUAAAACAAGAACCGGCCGCAGUGGAACGUAAACUAUUAAUUAGAACAUAUAAAGUUGUACCAUUAUCAACCAGAAGUGGCCUCUUAGAAUGGUGUGAAAAUACUGUACCUAUUGGUAUCUAUUUAACAGCUGCACGUAAAAAAUAUCGCCCCUCCGAGUACAGUGUUAGCAGAUGUCGUCAGUUGGCUCAUACACAUCUAAAAGCCGCUCCAGAAAGACGUUUUGAAGUACACACUCACAUUUGCCAAAGUAUUAAUCCAGUAUUUCAUUAUUUUUUCUUUGAGAAGUUUUCAAGACCUGGCAUAUGGUUUGAACGUCGAUUGGCUUAUAUAAACAGUGUGGCCACCACUUCUAUGGUAGGCUUUAUAUUGGGUCUAGGUGAUCGUCAUUUACAAAAUAUACUUAUCGAUGAAAAAACCGCCGAAGUAAUACACAUCGAUUUCGGCAUAGCAUUUGAACAGGGUAAAAUAAUGCCAACACCAGAAACUGUACCAUUUCGCUUAACACGUGAAAUUGUAGCGCCCAUGGGUAUUUGUGGUGCCAAUGGUGUUUUUAAGAAAUCUUGCGAAACUACCAUGACCAUUUUGCGUAAACAUCAAGAUGUUAUCACCACUAUUUUGGAAGUUUUACUCUAUGAUCCAUUAUAUAUAUGGAAAGUUAUACCACAAGUUGAUGAUGAAAAUCAAAAUGUUAAUAAAUUGAACGAAGGCACAAAUUAUAUAGCUCAACGUGCUUUACUAGCGGUUCAGAAUAAACUUGAAGGUAAACAGAAGGGUAUUUUCGGUACAUCCAGUGUUGCUGUACAGGUGGAACGUUUAAUCAAUGAAGCUAUGAGUAAUCGUAAUCUAGCUAUGUUGUUUCCGGGCUGGGACCCAUAUUUAUAAAUGUUUGUUGUCGUUUAAAAGCUGUUUUUUAUAAUCCUUUUUUAUUAUUUAUAAUAAAAUCUAUAAAAUGA
Molecule: messenger RNA, 8551 nt
Organism: Lucilia sericata (common green bottle fly)
Lineage: Eukaryota; Metazoa; Arthropoda; Insecta; Diptera; Calliphoridae
Gene: tefu
Product: serine/threonine-protein kinase ATM
Exons: 30
Coding region: 120-8480 (2786 amino acids)
Biological process (GO): DNA repair
Molecular function (GO): protein binding; protein serine/threonine kinase activity
Source: RefSeq, a predicted model, not a curated record